Molecule: messenger RNA, 5079 nt
Organism: Fusarium odoratissimum NRRL 54006
Lineage: Eukaryota; Fungi; Ascomycota; Sordariomycetes; Hypocreales; Nectriaceae
Exons: 3
Coding region: 1547-4273 (908 amino acids)
Source: RefSeq, a predicted model, not a curated record
UGACUGAAAGGCUUGUCAUUGUUUGUUUGAUUGGAGAUGCCGUAUCACGAUCUCUCUUUGACAAGGGUGAGCUUUUUGUCCCCCUGCUCUCUUCUAAACAUAGUAAACAACAGUAUCGUCACAUACUCGCACUCUACUUGGGAGAUCUGCUGUAGGUAAAACGACCUACCCCACUAUACAUGAUUCAACUCUUUAAACAAUCCUUGUCGAUGUCAAACAUGACACAGUAAGAGAGAACAGACAGGGCACUAUGUAAGACUCUAAUAUUUUGGAGCGCUUCCAACAGCCGAGAAACGCUCCAACUGUAGGGGUGAUCUGAUACAAAUUGAUCCACCUCCAUCUCAAUGUAAACGUCACCAUAAAAUUGGCGCCCGGAAAUUCCACCCAGAUUCCAACCAAGGCGGCAGCACACGACCAGGCUCCAAGGCUAGGGAAACAUCAGGUACCGACCAACAAGAAGAUGAUGAUAUUCUGAGCUAAAUAAACGAGAGGGGAAAAAGGGUUUCGGGAUUGUCUACUGUAAAAAGUCUUGCACUAACUCAGCCCCUCGUAUUUGCGCAGUAACCGACCGGUCAUCCCACCGCAUCAAGACAUAACCAGGUAGAAAGGUCCACUACAUCAUCAAGGUUCCAGUUGUUACGGUGCAGCAAAUGGAAUGGAUACUCACAAAGAACUACCGAGUUUGAAAGAAGAGAGAACAAGACCCCUUUUAUCAUUGAUGCUAAAAGCGGAUCAUAGUUUUGGCCAGGAGAGGCAGGACGAUCACGAUACCUUACAAAGCAAGCAACUCCUUGUUCCAGAGCACUCUCUUUCUGUUUCAGUGGUGGCGCAGUGAGUCUUGAGAGCGGCCCAGCAAAGCAGAACAAGGCAAGGUACCUUAUCUUACUAAUGAACUGAGGUGACCUGCAGGGUUCGUAAGGUCAGGCAUGUUUAGAAUGUGUCAAAGAACCGUUCGUGGCCAGGCGUGCGAGCUUAAACCAAGCCGCCGUCGUAAUCCAAGCAAAGCCUAGAUGUGCUGGACUACGCUACGGAUACUAAAAUUCACCUUAUUAGCUUAAAACAACCGCCUCAAAAAGGUACAGGUACGGGUACGGUACGGUACGGUCGGUAUAACUAACUCUGCCCUCCACGCUGUAACACGCGACCAGAUACCAACCCUGGGCAAUUUGCAUUUGAGGUUUCAUUGUUUCUGACACUCCUUCACUGUGCAAGCAGCAGGCGCAGGUUCCCAUAUAUUCCAUUGCCUAUCCCUGAAUAUCCUUGGAGGGGGUUGCGUGUCACUCUGUUUCACCUCCAAUCACUAAUACUCUCGCUCACUCACCCUAAAACUGUCUGUACAUACUGUGCUGGACCUGGGGCUUGGCUUUUCAGCUCCUGCUGCAACAUUCUUCUUAGUCUCUUCGUUUAUAUCUGACGAAAGCCUUAUAUCCGCUUGGCUUUUGCCCAGACCUGACCUUAUUCCUCCUCCCCUCCACCUCAAAUCCAACCCUUCCAUAUCAUCCUCUUCCGCAUCUCGUUGAACCUGAUGAUGUGAAGUAGGCCCAAUAUGCCUUCUUUAGUCUCUUAUCUUUUUGCUGUCUUUUUCGUAUCAUUACUAUUUACGAAGCUGCUACAUCUAUUCAUCCACAUCCAUUCCAUCGCCGUCAUCGACUUUGUCGUCUAUCUACCGACCUUCUUUCUGCAAGAUUUCUUCCUAGUUCUCUUCGCCCGGUUAUUGUUGCGUCGGGAGCGAACGAUUCUCUCAUUGAUUGGUUAUGUUCUUGGAUGCUUUUUAACUUUGAUAACGUUCGUUGCUGCGGCAUCCGAGCUUGGCUUUCAUUAUAGAACAGGCGGCGAAGUCGAAUGGAGCGACGCUGGCGAUUUUGCUAAUGACGAGGGACUCAAUGUUUUGAUCAGCGAGAGCAGCAGUGUCAUUGUUUCUGGUUUAAUCAUCCUCAUCGUUGCAUGGUUGCCUCAGAACUACCUAUACAGGGUCUUUGGCGACAUCGUAUCUGGAAUUGGCAAGCGAAUCGCUUCAGUCUCUCGGUAUUUGCGAGGCAAGAUUCGCCCACAGCCGCAACAUCAGCAGGACCCCGAGAACGCCGAGCCUUUCCUCCAGCGUGUCAACAGCGAAAGUACCGUCACAAACAGUGGCCAUCCAUCACCUAAUUUGAGCCGCGAUGGAGAUGAGAAGGAAUUGGAAGAGCGUACACAGAAGCGACGCUGCUGUGCAUUCAUUCCCUCUUGGGUCAUCAAUGCAGUCGUCUUGCUAUUCAUCGGCAUCACAUGGGUUGCCCGCCCUGACCAACCUUAUAAUCACAUCGCAAGCAGUUUGCCUCUACGAUUGUCCGACUCUGUGCGACCGAAGCUUGGACUCUGUGCUUCUCAAAACGAAUUUCCCUUACGACAGCUCAUCGAGAAGUCAAGAUGGCAGGAUCCCAAGGGCAACUUCAAGGGGUGGGCUCCCAGCAGAGAGAACAACGACUUGGUAAAGAAGUACAGAGAGAACCCUCCUGCUUGGCUUCCUAACCCCAUCCCCAGCGGUUUUCUCAAGUGGAAUCCUGAUCGAUAUAAGGACGAGCAUGAUAAGAAGGAUGGUCCCAGCAAUUUGUGCCCCAAUACUUGGCAAGAUCGGGGCUUCUACAACCCAGUCAACGACCCCAUGCGAAUUACUAACCUCGAUCAAGAGAUUCUGGCUCCUAUCCAAGAGGCACUCUCGAAUAACUCCGUCAAGAUUAGACAUAUUGCUCUUAUUCUCAUGGAGAGUAUGCGCGAAGAACUCUUCCCUCUCCAGCAGGGUAGCGAUAUCCACCGAUUCAUCAUGGAGUCGAACGACGAGAAUGCCAGAGAUGAAGUCAACGGCCGGGUAUCACGCAUGACUCAGAACUUCGAGAAGAUCACCGGAAAGCCAGGCAACUAUCAAAGCGCAAACGGAAGUGCUUACGAUCCUCCCGCGAAGCCCGUAUGGAACGACCAGACGAAGCCCGGCUUUGGUGGUGUCAAUGUCGUUGGAGGUCUUACCAGCAGCAGUGUCUCAACCAAGAGUCUUGCUGCCGCGCAUUGUGGCGCUUGGCCCAUGGCCGUCAACAUGUUUGAAGAAUCUGAACUCGAGAGCUAUCAGCCCUGCAUUCCGCAGAUUCUCGAACUGUUCAACAAGGUCAAGGGCAACACGACAAAGCGAGAUGACAAGCCAGAAGACAAGCCACAGAAGAAGCGAGAUUGGUGGGGUUUUGGCGGUACUGCGCAAGCCAAGUUCCAUGAGUACCAGUGGAAGCCCGCUUUCUUCCAAGCCGUUACAGACCACUAUGAUAGGCAGGACAAGUUUGACGAGAAGAUUGGUUUCGAUUUUAAGGUCACCAAGCCCAGAUUAGACGAGGAGGCCAAGGACAAUCCCGAGAUGGAGGAGAUCAACUAUUUUGGAUACCCCGAAACCGAUUUGAGGGAGCACAUCAAAAUGUUUAUUUCCGACGGCCUCGCCGAAGAUAAGCGACUCUUCAUGUCGCACUUUACCAGCACUACUCAUCACCCUUGGGGAGUACCUAAGUGGUUCGAGAAAGAGAAGUACAUGGGUAAAGAGGGCGGUAAUCAUCAAGAUCUUGACAAGUAUCUCAACACCAUCCGUUUCACCGACGCAUGGCUUGGUGAGCUUAUGCAGAUGUUUGAGGAUACCGGAAUCGCCGAUGAAACCCUCGUUGUCUUCGUUGGUGACCACGGCCAAGCAUUCAAGGAAGAUUUCUCAAAGACAGGUACCUACGAAAACCGUCAUAUCAGCAACUUUCGUGUUCCGAUUUCUUUCCGACAUCCCAGCAUUCCUCGCGUGCAAUACGAGGCCAACGUGACAUCGAUCUCUAUCCUUCCCACCAUUCUCGACCUCCUCGUCAACUCAGGAUCUCUCAACAAAAAAGAUUCUGAAAUUGCACUCGACCUCGCCCACGACUACGAAGGUCAAUCCCUAAUUCGCCCAUAUCAAAAGACACAAGACGGCCGUCGCGCUUGGAACUUUGGACUUAUCAACCCAGGCGGUGGUAUGCUCACAGUAACCUCAGCCGACGCACCCUGGCGCCUCGCAGUUCCUCUAAAGAAAGACCUCGAAUACACAUUUACAGAUCUCGGCAAAGACCCGCUAGAGCUAGACGCUUUGGACAAAUGGUCGAUCAAGUCAAUGAUCAAGGCAGUGAAGCGCCAGUACGGCAACGACGCUGCGACCUGGGUGAAGGAAGCCGACGAAGUUGCCCACUGGUGGGUUCUAGAGCGAAGACGCCUCUGGGGAUAUAAUCCCGACGAGGAUAAAUGAUCCUAUUUUAUUAUUACUAGUUUAUUUUAUGACAUGAUGCAUUGGGUAUCUGGGUUUGCGGGUUUGCAAUUACUUUUGGGAACUGGUUUUUUGGCAUACCCAUUGGCACUUGUGUACGGCAUACAUACAUUUGGGGAGAGGCUCCCUCGGAAAUGGUUGUUUUUAGGGUUGAUUUUUUUUUGUCUACAAAAUGGCAUAGACUUUGAAUUUUACGCAUUGUAUACUUGAUCAAGAUCGUUUCGUUCAUGGCUUAUGUUUCAGUGAUUGUGUUUUAAGUUGAGCGGCGCAUUUGGUUGUGUGGUCAGACUUCUAUAUGAUCGUGGCUAUCAAAACGAAACGUUUAUGCAAUGUAUAAUCCGAGCAAAUCGGAAAUUAUGUGGCUUUUAUUUCCAGAGUACGUUCACAGUGCAUUGAGCGCUUGGUCAUUGCCGGGUGAUGAUAGUCUUUACAAGAAGGUUGAUGCUUAUUGGGAGCUAUUGUCCGAAGCUAGCGAAGAAGAGAUCGACGAGUUUCAAAGAUAUUGGUAGUUAAAAGCAUAAAGCAUGAGAUGGAACUACAACUGAAGCCAUAUAACUCGGUUACCUUGGUAUCGGCUGCAUCAGCUUGAGAUGAAAACUGGUGAUGCAAGUCCAAGCAGCGGAUAAGAGCUAGCUAUAUAGCCUCAUCCUACAGAAACUAUGAGACUCAAUGUUGUAUUUGCAAAAUGUUAAAUUAUGAUCAGGCAGCUUAUGACAGAAUAUUAGAUAAUUACAUAUCGCAUUACAUGGUCAGACCUGUACUGCCAGAGCCGCACAAUGAGAACUGUC